Molecule: messenger RNA, 4006 nt
Organism: Amblyraja radiata (thorny skate)
Lineage: Eukaryota; Metazoa; Chordata; Chondrichthyes; Rajiformes; Rajidae
Gene: chek1
Product: checkpoint kinase 1
Exons: 13
Coding region: 117-1550 (477 amino acids)
Biological process (GO): protein phosphorylation; mitotic G2 DNA damage checkpoint signaling
Cellular component (GO): cytoplasm; site of double-strand break; nucleus
Molecular function (GO): ATP binding; protein serine/threonine kinase activity
Source: RefSeq, a predicted model, not a curated record
GACAUUGCGUGAUGACGUUGCGUGCACGCACUGAGGCGCGCAAGGCGCCAAACUUGGACGCUGACGGGAGAAGCGGGGAGACGGCGGGAGCGCACCAUCUGUGAUUGUGCAGGACGAUGGCUGUACCAUUUGUGGAAGAUUGGGACCUGGUGCAGACUUUGGGUGAAGGAGCGUAUGGCGAGGUUCAACUGGCAAUUAAUCGGCGAACAGAGGAAGCAGUGGCAGUGAAGAAAGUGGACACCACAUGCGCUCGCGACUGCCCUGAUAAUAUCAAGAAGGAAAUCUGCAUCAAUAAGAUGCUGAGCCACACAAACAUUGUCCGCUUCUAUGGGCAUCGGAGAGAGGCGCACAUCCAAUACUUGUUUUUGGAGUAUUGUAGUGGAGGAGAGCUCUUCGAUAGAAUAGAGCCUGAUGUGGGGAUGCCGGAAGUGGAUGCUCAUAGGUUUUUCCAGCAGCUGAUAGCAGGAGUGGAAUAUCUACAUGGCAUUGGAAUUACACACAGGGACAUCAAGCCAGAGAACCUGCUACUUGACGACAGAGAUAACCUGAAGCUCUCUGAUUUUGGCUUGGCGACAGUUUAUAGACACAAUGGCCGGGAGAGGUUGUUAAAUAAAAUGUGUGGCACUCUACCGUAUGUUGCCCCAGAACUUCUGAAGAGGAAGGAGUUCCAUGCGGAACCGGUGGAUGUCUGGUCCUGUGGAAUUGUUCUCGUUGCCAUGCUGGCCGGAGAAUUACCCUGGGACCAGCCUGCUGAGAGUUGCCAGGAGUACUGUGAUUGGAAUGAAAAGAAACUAUACUUGACACCGUGGAAAAAGAUCGAACCUAUCCCACUGAGUCUACUGAACAACAUUCUGACACAAAGCCCAAAGAACAGAACCACUAUUUCCGAUAUUAAAAAGGACCGAUGGUUCAUUAACCAGUUUAAGAGAGGUGUGAAGAGAGGUCGGUUGUCAUCUGGUUGCCCUAAUGAUUCUCAGGGACCGUUCUCUAAACAGAUUCAUUCUAACGUGGACCUGUCCCCUGCUAGUGAUAUCCCCUGGAGGGAUAAUCAAACAAGGUACUCGAUCUCUCAGCCCGAGCCUCGGAUUGCCCCGUCGGUAUGGGAUUGCAAUCCUUCCAGCAUUGAUAAUCUAGUCCAAGGCAUCAGCUUCUCCCAGCCCACGUAUACAGAUCACAUGCUUGUCGGAAGCCAGUUACAGAAUACACCUGGAUCAUCACAGAACCCUUGGCAACGACUGGUGAAACGAAUGACCCGGUUCCUCACAAAGUUGAAUGCUGAACAAUCCUACCUGAGCCUGAAGGAGGUUUGUGAAAAACUGGGCUACACCUGGAAGAAAAAUUGCAACAACCAGGUGACCAUAUCAACAGUGGACAGACGGAACAACAAGCUGAUAUUCAAAGUGAAUCUGAUUGAGAUGAAUGAGAGAAUUCUGGUGGACUUUAGAUUGUCCAAGGGUGACGGUCUGGAGUUCAAAAGACACUUUGUGACCAUAAAGCACAAAUUAAAUGAUAUCAUCUACACUCAGAAGAUCCUGACGCCUCUAACCUGAUUUUAUUUUUGAGCGUUGUAUCUGCUGGGAUGAUGCUACCAGUAGUAUUGUGUAGGGUAACGGCUGAGUUACAUUAUUUGACUCGACUUGAACACACUAAAGUAGGUGCUUGUUUAUGGUUGAUCGGUAAGAGUUCAGCCCAGCCAUAAUUAACGGAGAGACUUCAAGAGAUAGAUAAUCGACUAAAGCAGCAGAGAUUAUACCUGAACAAAUUCACUCGGGUCAAUCAAAAGCAAUGCUUCUCUCUCACCCCCAUUCUGGGUCACUGUUUGAAUCUCUGCCAGCUAGCUUAAUGUAGAUUCUCUUCUUAGCAAUGUUGGGAGGCACUGUUAAAUGUCAGUCCCCAGUUAGGUGUAGGUCAAGGAUUUUCACAACCAAAGUCAAGUCAGUGGAGAGGUGGGGUUGUGACAGUGGGCCAAUAAAGUGUUUAUUACAGCAGCAUGCCCAACCUGUGGGCCACUUUGCUUCUAAAAAUGUUCUGGAAAUUUCAAGGUAAUUUUUUACAAGUAUUUAAAAAAAGAUAAUGCUUGUCCUGUCUGAGAUUGGUCUUGCCGCAGGUGUUGGGGAGAUAUUGGGCCCAAUCCAAGACCUGAUGGUUGCGAGAUCGGGCUGGUAAUUUUAGCACCAAUAUUACUCUCCUCGUCUCUCCCUCCAUCCUCCUCUCUCUCUCCCCACUCUUGCUCUGUCCCCACUCUCGCUCUCUCUCCCACUCUCUCUCUCUCUCUCCCUCCCCCUCUCUCUCUCUCUCCCCACUCUCGCUCUCUCUCUCCCCACUCUCACUCUCUCUCUCUCCCCACUCUCGCUCUCUCUCCCUCUCUAUAUAGCUCUCUCUCCCUCAGUAAAUUCUGAGCAUUGAUUAAAAUGCAGAAAUAGUUGGAUUUGAGAUCUUGUGUUUACUAUGACAUAUUUCAAUUCGAGUUUUCUACAGAUUAACAAUAGUUACCUCAUUUUCUCAAAUUGUGUAGUUUGUGAAGCCCCCACCUCUCACUGGAACGCUUAUCUGCACAGAUCAACGUAUCUGGUGACGGAGGAGCUGUUACUUUGCCAGCUGUAACAUUUCACGCAUUCCUCGGGCCAUGGCCAAUUGUGGAAUUCAUGACCAGCUUAUUUCACAUCAUAGGUAUGCAAUACUUUGUUAGCUGUAACACAUCUUAUAACUGAAUCUGAUUCCCAAUACAACAACUUAAUUUUGUCUUUGAUUUAAAACAAUUCAGCUUUUGUGGUUGAUUAGCUCCCUUUCUGUUCACUGCUGUGUAUGUGCAGCAAUAAAAUGAAGUUCCUCGAGGUAGAUAUUUGUUUAUUAACAACUCGUACUUUAAAGAAUUAAUCGGACUCAAGGGAACAGAAGAAAUGGACUAGUCAUCAGGAUUAGAUGUUAACAUAGGUAGUAUUUUAUCUAAAAUUAAUUUCCCUCUCCCAACUAGAUUUUUCUAAAUGGUUUUGUGUUCAGAUUUAAAUGAUAUGGGAAAUUCUGCUGUAACUACUUUGGAGGACUGCCUGCAUGUCACAAGAUUAUCUGUGGUCUGCAUCAAAAGUAGUGACUAGAUUCAGUUUCAGUUAAUAUACUGCCAGUACCGAGAAAACUAUAGAGACCAUAUCAACGAGGUUUGUUUGGAGCCAAGUGUUUCUGGUAAAGAGUUUAUGGAGGGUGGCACUAAAUUCCCCAAAGUUGCAAAAGAUGAAUCAUUUUCUGCAAACUAUUGAAUAAAUUAUUGGUUCCAAUAUGUUUCACUGUUGGAGUGUCGAAAUCCAAUUUCAUGUAUGUUGCCGUUUUUGAUAAAGGGUGAAAAUACAGCUGAAGGUUCCGAGUAUAAAGUUUUGAUUCCAAGAAACACACGGCUGUAGAGUACAUUGUGCUUGAUAAAUAACCUAUGUUUUUGACAAAAAUACCAUGCAAAGUAAUUAAAUAAACCUUUAAAUUGCUGGGGGUGGGUGGGGGUGUAGAUCUAUGUGUAUAAUAUUCCAACUUGGUUAGAGUUUGUGAAGUUUAUGAGAACUUGGUUUAUUGAAAUUUACAAAAGAGAUUUUAUAGAAAAAAGGUAAUCUUGAGGAUCUGGGCUUUGUAAAGAUUGUGGUGUGAACAAUCUGCUGUUCCACCACCUGAAUCAUCUCACCCAGACACUCCCUAGACUGAUAUAUAAAUGUCAAGCAUGAGAACUAUUUAGUCCAUUGGCCUAAGAGCAUACUUCAGCUGACCCUCAUUCCUUCUUAAUCCAUCUGACCACUUUGUGUUUAAUUUAGGAUCCCGGAUCAUUUCCUGGCUUGUUCUCUUUACUCUGGUGCUCUCACUUUAAAUGUUGACAUUUUCCUUUUCAAUGCUUUCUAUUUUAUCCACACAAGUUUAAUUUUACUGCUGUUUACUGGGGUUGUGUAGUUGUUCAAAAAAUUCAGGAAGAGAUUCUUGUGUAGUUUGUCAGAUGUAAUGACGUUUUGAAAUAAAAGUGCUUUUGUUGGUG